UUUGUCAAUCAAUCUGUGACUCACUUCAGAUUUUACUGACGGAUUUUUAUUGAUAAAUUCGUGGUGUUCCUUUUUCCAAUCCAAAGUGUUUUCUAGAGGUAUUUUUAAAGCUCUUUUUGAUAUCGAAGCUUAAUACCCUCGGAAUUCACCAUGGCUUUGAAAGCACAAGUUGGUCAGAAGAUAAUGAAUGAGGUCAUUAAACAAAAAGCUCCUAAAAAGGGAAAUCAACCACCAGGUCAUGGAGUUGAGUGGAGGGUUCUUAUCGUAGAUCAACUCGCGAUGAGAAUGGUUUCUGCCUGUUGUAAGAUGCAUGAUUUAUCAGCUGAAGGAAUAACACUUGUAGAAGAUAUUAAUAAAAAAAGAGAACCGCUGACAACAAUGGAAGGUGUUUAUCUUAUAACUCCUUCUCAAAAGUCUGUCAAUGCCCUAAUGAGAGAUUAUGAGGGUCCUAGGCUAAUGUACAAAGCUGCUCAUGUAUAUUUCACUGAGGUUUGUCCUGAAGAAUUGUUUAAUGAGCUAUGCAAGUCAGCUGCCGCAAAGAAAAUUAAGACCUUGAAAGAAAUCAAUAUUGCAUUUUUACCAUAUGAAUCACAAGUAUUUUCGUUAGAUUCGCCAGACACAUUCCAAUGCAGUUAUGACCCAACAUUUGCUGCUGCUCGCAAUGCAAAUAUGGAGAGAAUGGCAGAACAAAUUGCAACACUAUGUGCCACACUUGGCGAAUAUCCUUCAGUACGGUAUCGUGCAGACUGGGAAAGGAAUGUUGAACUAGCUCAGCUGAUACAACAAAAGCUUGAUGCUUAUAAGGCUGAUGAGCCAACCAUGGGAGAAGGUCCUGAGAAAGCACGAUCCCAGUUGUUGAUUUUGGACAGGGGAUUUGAUUGUAUAUCACCACUAUUACAUGAGUUAACAUUCCAGGCGAUGGCUUACGAUUUACUGCCAAUCGAAAACGAUGUGUACAAGUACGAGGCUUCUGCUGGGGUCCAGAAAGAUGUUCUUCUGGACGAAAACGAUGAACUUUGGGUAGAUCUACGCCACCAACAUAUCGCCGUAGUCUCUCAGAACGUUACCAAGAAUUUGAAGAAAUUCACUGACUCUAAAAGGAUGACCGCCAGUGAUAAGCAAUCAAUGAAAGAUCUUUCACAGAUGAUCAAGAAAAUGCCUCAGUACCAGAAGGAAUUGUCCAAGUAUGCCACGCAUCUACAUCUUGCUGAGGAUUGCAUGAAGGCUUAUCAGACAUAUGUUGAUAAACUGUGUAAAGUAGAACAGGACCUGGCCAUGGGAACUGAUGCUGAAGGAGAAAAAAUCAAAGACCACAUGCGCAACAUCGUUCCCAUCCUUUUGGAUCCUAAGAUUGAUAAUGAAUACGACAAGAUGCGUAUCAUAGCCCUUUACGCCAUGACCAAGAACGGCAUAACUGAUGAAAACCUGUCAAAACUGGCUACUCACGCGCAGAUCAAAGAUAAACAGACCAUAGCGAACCUCCAGCUGCUGGGCGUGAACGUGCUGAGCGACGUAGGUGUCAGAAAACCGAAGCAAUACACUGUACCCCGUAAGGAAAGGAUCACUGAACAGACCUACCAGAUGUCUAGGUGGACCCCAGUCAUUAAGGACAUCAUGGAGGACUGCAUUGAGGACAAGUUGGAUCACAAGCAUUUCCCUUUCUUGGCAGGUAGAGCUCAGACCUCCGGAUACCAUGCGCCAAGCAGCGCUAGGUAUGGACAGUGGCACAAGGAUAGAGGCCAACAGACUGUUAAGAAUGUUCCACGCCUUCUAGUGUUCAUUGUAGGAGGGAUGAGUUUCUCCGAAGUACGAUGUGCUUACGAAGUGACAGCGGCUGUCAAAAAUUGGGAGGUUAUUAUUGGAUCUUCUCACAUUUUAACACCAGAAGGCUUCCUAAGUGACCUAGCUACUUUAACUGGGUAGAAAUCGAGUAAGAAAAAUGUUACAUUUACCCUUGAUACAGAUUAAUCAAAUGUGUUGUUGUCUUUGAAUAUAUUCCAGGCAUAUAAAGACCAAAGAGGAGUUACCAUUUCUGUUUGUGCAUUGUGAAUGCUCAGAUGAAACUCAAGGUAGUUUCUUAUUGUUGAAUAUUGAAUUGACUUAUAGCAAAUAAUUAAAUAACUCUUACAAUUAUUAUUUCUUCCUCUUUAUGAUAUACCUGCUAUAUAUUCCAUUGUUAAUUAUUUGUUUAGAUUAGUCAUUUAACUUUUCAAAGUAUGUACCUAUGUAUUAUUUUGCAGUGCAAUUAUUUACGAAAAUUUGGAUUUUAUACUUCCAAACUUUGUUCUAUCUAAUUAUAAAGAAUGGGAUAAACAUAAUUUUUACUGUCUAGUCAUGUUUUCGAUACAUUGUAAAUGGAGUAAACUUUGCCGUAUUUCAAUCAGAAGGACAGUGUUUUCUGGAUCCUCGCUUAUCCCAAAGACUUAAAUGGCCUAAGUAUUUUAUUUUGAAUAGAAUUGAACAUUUUAAUUGAGGAUUCAGUAAAGGUAAAUUUUUAGAGGAAUCUAAUACCGCCUUAAAACUCUUUUUGACAUCACUGUGAUUUUUCUUGUAUAGUUCCAGUUAUUUACUUAAUUCCACCACUAGGAAGUUGACAGUUUGAAGACUUUAAUGCACAUGGUUCAUCGACAUUCCAGUAUUGUAAUUUAUUAUUGUACAUAGCUAUUAUUUAAUUUGGAUUUCUUGAAUAGUUUAACAUUCUAAGAGGUUUCUUAGCAGAAACCUUGAUAGCCUCGAAAGCAUUCCAACUCAAAAUUUUAUAAUGUAGUGAAGUUUAGCAAUUCUCUUGGUGUAACUGUCAAUUAAGAUGAAUAUUGAAAGAAAAUAACUUGUAUGUAACACUUGUAUUGUUAAAAACUUUGAAUAUAUAUCUAAGAACUCGCUGCCAGGCAAUGAAUUUUUUCUUGAGUAAUUUGAAUUUCAUACACAGUAUAUCUUCAUUAGAUUUUUCAAAAUUGACAUAAGAGUUGGAAGAAAAAGUUGAAAAAUCAUAUCAAACUUCAAUUGGAAAUUAUUAUAUUUGUGAUUAUAAUUGCUGCUUUAGACCAGUUGUUACAGAGACUUUUGAGUAGAUUUACUCUAUUUAUGUGUGUUCAUAAUUAUUCAAUGCUUUCUACUAUUAUUUAAUUAUUUAGAGCUUUUAAUAAUGUUGCUGAAUAUAUAUUAUAAUAUGAAACUCAUUGUAGAAUAAAGUGUAGUGAUUAUUUGAA
Molecule: messenger RNA, 3209 nt
Organism: Harmonia axyridis
Lineage: Eukaryota; Metazoa; Arthropoda; Insecta; Coleoptera; Coccinellidae
Gene: Rop
Product: protein ROP
Exons: 5
Coding region: 151-1923 (590 amino acids)
Biological process (GO): intracellular protein transport; neurotransmitter secretion; vesicle-mediated transport
Cellular component (GO): secretory granule; plasma membrane
Molecular function (GO): syntaxin binding
Source: RefSeq, a predicted model, not a curated record